AUGACCAAGGGUGACUUGAAGCCGUUGCAAGAAAAGCUGAAAAAACUGUUGCACGAUAUAUACUUCCGCUUGCUGUUGACAGAUCCAAAGUCGCGUAAAGUGAUAAUAUGCGAAUCGCCACUUGCUCCUGUUGCAUUAAAACGAAUAAUUGCGGAUUUGUUGUUCCAGUAUUUCCAAGUACCAUCCAUUUCAUUUGUACCCAUUCAUCUGAUGGCUCUGCUGACGACUGGUACUACGACAGGCCUGGUUGUCGAUUGUGGUAACCUGGAAACGACAGUACUUCCUAUAUAUUCGUCGCGGCCCCUCGUACCUUACAUCGCCACCACUCCUCUCGCCGGCCGAGCACUGACUCAGCGGCUCGAAUCCUUGCUUUUAGAACACGGCCGCUUUAUACCCUCCUCACAUUUACAACUGUCACUCGCUCCUCAGAAUCCAAUGCCACGCUCCGUAUUGACGCCGAGUGUACUCGAAAAUUUAAAAGCCACAAUCUUGUUCUGCUCGCCGCUGAUGAUGGACAGAAAGGAAGUACAAGCCGAUCUGGUAGCAGGGUACAAAAACUUUAGCAGUGCAACGGACGUCUACUAUCCUGUCGUUUUGGAGGAUGGUACCAAAGCGACACUAUUGAUACCCGGCUGGAUCCGUGAACGAACAGCAGGAGUUUUGUUUGAAGGAGAUGAAGAGGAUGAACCUAGUGUGGUGCAUUGCAUUUUGAACGCAAUUCUCAAGGUUCAACCGGAUUUGCGAAGGCCGCUCAUGUCUUCACUACUACUUAAUGGUGGAACUUCGCUUAUUCCUGGAUUCCAGUCCCGGCUCAAGCAAGAGCUGCUUCGUGUUAUGCGGGAUCCAACUCCAUUUGAAAAGAAGCGAUAUGCAAGUUUGCUUCGACUGCAAAACUCGGUGCGAUUCAUUGAUAGUCCAGAGGAUAACAAGGGCGCUGGCCGCAUCUUUAUGAACAAUGUACGCGGCUGGAUUGGAGGCUCUUUGAUGGGUUCACUGAAGUUGUCAGGUGAAGAGUUAGCCAGAGAAAGGUACAACGGCAUUGUGACAGAUUGGUCUAUAAAUCAUUGGGCCACCUCUCCUCCUCCUCCUCCAGGGACAUCGUCCAGUACCUCUGAAAUAUCUGCCUCAUCUCCUACUUGA
This is a messenger RNA of Zychaea mexicana, 1140 nucleotides long. Its product is annotated as actin family. Gene Ontology annotation, biological process: microtubule-based movement. The transcript has 6 exons. Lineage: Eukaryota; Fungi; Mucoromycota; Mucoromycetes; Mucorales; Lichtheimiaceae. The coding region runs from base 1 to 1140 and encodes 379 amino acids. The record is from RefSeq and is a predicted model, not a curated record.